UUUAAAUACAUUCUUUGCUACAGUAAUACGAUACGACUGCCCAUAACAUAUUAUUGAAAUGUGAAAGCCUCUGUCUCUUGAUAAGAGACUUCCCCUGCUUCCCUUCUUCGACACUUUAGCCACUUUCUCCCCUCGUCUUCUUUUCCCAAGCACGGGCUCUUCUGCCUUUACUCCUCAGCUUCUUCUUCAUAAAUGCCAACGGGACCUUCAACCUAUCAGAAAUCUGCUAAAGCUGAAAUUUUUAUAAAAUUGGACACGAGAAACAUUUCUCUGUGAAUAAACCCAUCCACUCGAGUUUUUUUCUAUCUCAGCAAUGGCGAUGAAACCCAGUCGCAAUUUUUGCCCAACCAUUAUCACGAAGACGAAGCUUGUAAACUCGUUUCAAAGCUCCUUCUGCUUCCGUUUCUUAAGGUACAGUUCAUCAAUUUCAGUAUCUCCCCGUAACGGUGUUAUUACCUCUGGUUCGAGUAGCGAUCAAACUCCGUCGAAAAGAUUUAGCUUUUCUCCUGUGAACAAGUUUAAAAUUAGUAUUCGGGAUGGUAAUGGAGAAUGGAUAGGGAAUUGGAACAGAGCCCAGAAACGGAAUCAACCUAAACCUCCGAAGAUAGUUGUAAAUUAUCGCAAAGAAGGUAGAUUUUCUGCGAUUGGUGAAACUACUAGUAGAGAUGGUGAUGGUAGUACAAUGGAGAAGAUUGUGGAGAAAUUGAGAAAGUAUGGAUAUAUGGAUGAUGGUGAGAAGAAUCAGGAGAUUGAACAAGAGAGAAGGAUUGAGAAAGGAUCUGUGGAGGAUAUAUUCUAUGUUGAAGAAGGGAGUUUGCCGAAUACGAGAGGUGGAUUCACUGAUGAAUCAUUAUUACGAAGAGAAAAUGUAUUUGGGAGCAAUGGAGGAGAAGUUGCGUUUCCUUGGGGGAAGAUAAGUGCUGAGGAGAAGAAGGAGUUAGAAGCAGAGUGGACUGCGAAGAAGGAGAGUAGAUACUCGCUUGCGGAGAUGACUCUCCCGGAAUCUGAGCUAAGGAGGUUGAGGAACCUGACGUUUCGAACACCGAGCAAGAUGAAGAUUCGUGGCGCAGGAGUGACUCAGGUGGCUGUGGAUUCGAUCAGGGAGAAGUGGAAGAGCUCUGAGAUUGUGAGGUUGAAGAUUGAAGGAGCAAGCGCGCUUAACAUGAGAAAGAUGCAUGAGAUGCUAGAGAGAAAGACUGGUGGUUUAGUGAUUUGGAGGUCAGGGACUUCGAUUUCUUUGUACAGAGGUGUCAGUUUCGAGCUUCCAGCAGGAAAAUGGAACAAGCAAAAGAGAGAGGAGACGUCACCUUCUUCUUCCUUACCUGCAACUACAACUAUGGUGGAAAGUAGAGAUGAAGAAGUGGAUCUUCCUCAGCAGCUAGAACAGGAGACAGCUAGUGUAGAAAGUAAAGACCAGGGGACGUCUCAACGAGAAGUAGAAUAUGAAGAUGAAAUUGAAGAACUGUUAGAUGGUCUUGGCCCUAGGUUCAUGGACUGGACUGGAGAUCAUCCUUUACCUAUAGAUGCUGAUUUGCUUCCAGGCGCCGUUCCUGGUUACGAACCGCCUUUCAGGAUACUUCCUUAUGGUGUGAGAUCAUCUCUUGGACCAAAGGAAGCAACAGCUUUGAGAAGACUCGCUAGAUUUCUUCCUCCGCAUUUUGCUUUAGGUCGUAAUAGGCAGCUUCAAGGCUUGGCGACAGCAAUGGUUACGUUAUGGGAAAAGAGUAUGCUUGCAAAGAUUGCGAUUAAACGCGGUGUACAAUUGACCACUAGUGAGAAAAUGGCUGAAGAACUCAAGAAGUUGACAGGAGGCAUACUUCUCUCUAGGAACAAAGACUUCUUGGUUUUCUACAGAGGGAAGAACUUUUUGUCAAGAGAAGUCGCUGAGGCAUUGGUGGAGCAGGAGAGAUUCGCAAGGACUUUGCAAGACGACGAAGAACAGGCUCGUUUAAGAGGAUCAUCGGCUCUGAUUGUCCCAAGUGUUCAACUUCCAAAUAAACCUGUUUCUGCGGGUACUCUUGGUGAGACUCUUGACGCGACUGGUAAGUGGGGAAAGAAUCUUGAUGAUGGUCAUCAUGCAAAAGAAGUGAAACAUGAGGUUGAGAAACUGAGGCAUGAAGAUCUUGUCAGGAAGCUAGAAAAGAAACUUUCUUUAGCCGAGAGGAAGCUGUUGAAAGCUGAACGUGGUUUGGCUAAGGUGGAAGAGUGUCUAAAGCCAGCACAGCAGAGAGCAGACCAAGACACCAUAACCGAUGAAGAGAGAUUUAUGUUCCGCAAGCUCGGUUUGAAGAUGAAAGCAUUCUUACUUUUAGGUAGGCGAGGAGUGUUUGAUGGUACGGUGGAGAACAUGCACUUGCACUGGAAGUACAGAGAGCUGGUCAAAGUUAUCAUCAAGGCUAAAACUUUUGACGGUGUGAAGAAAGUGGCAUUAGCCCUUGAAGCCGAGAGUAAUGGUAUACUAGUUUCCAUUGAUAAAGUCUCUAAAGGAUAUGCCAUUAUCGUGUAUAGAGGAAAAGACUAUAAGCGUCCUCCAUUGUUGAGGCCAAAGAACCUUUUGACAAAGAGGAAAGCUUUAGCACGUUCCAUUGAGCUUCAAAGACGCGAGGGUCUUAUAAAACACAUUUCAGCUAUACAUGCGAGAGCAGAACAGCUGAGAGCUGAAAUUGAACUAAUGGAGAAGGUAGAAGACAAGGGAGAUGAAGAGUUAUACAACAAGCUUGAUGUGGCUUAUGCUUCUAGCGACGAGGAGACAGAAGAAACAGAUGAGGAAGAAGAUGACGCAUUCCCAGAGAUGUAUGCAGAAGGAGAAGAAGGUGAGAAUAUGGCAGAAGAUUGGGAUUCAGAUGAAUCAGAAACCGGAUUUGGUGAUGGUUAUGUACAUCAUGCAUUUAAAGGUAUUGAAGAUUCAACGUUGAAGAACAAUUAGAAAAGAUGUCUAUUGUAAGAUUAUUAAAUAAAAUAAAAUAAAAAUCAUCUAACUAAAAAGGUUUAUCAUGCAUGCAAGACGUGGAGAAUAGCAACAAAACAU
Messenger RNA from Thlaspi arvense, 3028 nucleotides. Lineage: Eukaryota; Viridiplantae; Streptophyta; Magnoliopsida; Brassicales; Brassicaceae. The record is from the annotation of a GenBank genome assembly.